Myodes glareolus (Bank vole) is the source of this 2610-nucleotide messenger RNA. The record is from RefSeq and is a predicted model, not a curated record. NCBI's taxonomy places the organism in Eukaryota, Metazoa, Chordata, Mammalia, Rodentia, Cricetidae.
AUGUCCACCUUCAUAGCCCUGCUCUGUCUGGGAAUGACUCUGUGCCCCGGGACGCCAGUGCUGACAGGAACCCUGCCUAAGUCUCUACUAAGAGCACAGCCAGAUACUGUAGUCUCCAAGCAGACUAACGUGACCUUCUUGUGUGAGGGUAUGAAAGGCGCAAAAGAGUUCCGUAUCUACAAAGAUGGAGUUCAAUAUACUCAGUUCACACAGAUUCUACUAAAGUCUGAGAACAAGGCAGAAUUCUCCAUCUCAAACAUUGACCAGAACCAUGCAGGGAGAUAUCAGUGCUGCUAUCAGACCCAUGAUGGAUGGUCAGACUACAGUGACACCUUGGAGCUGGUGGUGACAGGAGAACACACUAAACCCAGUCUGUCAGCCCAGCCCAGCCCAGUGGUGACCUCAGGAGGAAAUGUCACCCUUCAGUGUGACUCAUGGCAGCGUCAUGACAGGUUCGUUCUGAUUAAGGAAGGACCAGAGAAGCUCUCCUGGACACUGGACUCACAGUAUAACUUCUCUGAUAGACAAUACCAGGCUCUGUUCUUUGUGGGUCCUGUGACCUCCAACCAAAGGUGGACAUUCAGAUGCUACAGCUUUGACAGAAACAGAUCAUUGGUGUGGUCAGAACCCAGUGAUCCACUGGAACUCCUGGUUACAGGGAACCUCGACAAACCCAUCAUCAAGGCUGAACCAGGUACUGUGAUUGCCUACAAAAGUGCCGUGACCAUCUGGUGUCAGGGGAGCCUGAACGCAGAAUUGUAUGCUCUUCAUAAACAAGAAAACCCAAAGCCCUUGGUCUUAAGGUCCCCAGAGAAGUCUAGAAAAAAAAAGGCCAAUUUCUCCAUUCCUUCUGCGACAGAGAAACAUGUGGGAAUGUAUCAAUGUUACUGUUACAGCAUGGCAGGCUAGUCAGAUCACAGAGACACCUGGAGAUUGUAGUUACAGGUGAGGGAAUACGAUAACCCCAGCCUGUCAUCCAUACCAGGCUCUGUAGCAAACUCAGGAGGGAACAUGACUCUACAGUGUGUUUCAUUUGUGAGAUAUGACUAGCUCAUUCUCAUCAAGGAAGAUGAGUUCUCCAUCUCCCUGGACUCACAGUUUUAUAUACACACUAAUGCACACUAUGAAGCCAUGUUCUCUAUUUGUCCAGUGACCCUAGUCCACAGAGGAAUAUUCAGAUGUUAUGGUUACUACAAGGAUACCACACAGUUGUGGUCAGUACCCAGUGACCCCCUAGAAAUAAACAUAUUAGGGCUGUCCAAGAAGCCCACCCUGCUGACUCACCAAGGCCAUAUCCUGGAUCUUUCGAAGAGUCUCACCCUGCAGUGUUGUUCUGAUAUCAACUAUGACAGAUUUGCUUUAUACAAGGUGGGGGGAAAUGACUUCACCCAGCACCAUGGCCAGUGGACUCAGGAUGGUCUCUCCUUUGCCAACUUCACACUGGGCUCUGUGAGUAACUCAACUGGUGGCCAGUACAGAUGCUAUGGUGCACACAACCUCUCUUCUGAGUGGUCAGCCUCCAGUGACCCUUUGGACAUUCUGAUCACAGGACACUUUCCUGUCACUCCUGUUCUCUCAGUGAAGCUUAACCCAACAGUAAAUCCAGGAGACUAUGUGACACUUCUGUGUUGGUCAAGAGACCCAGUGGACACUUUCAUUCUGUACAAGGAGGGAAAAGUCCAUCAACCUCAGCGACGAAAAGCAAUGUUCCAAGAUUCGCAGUACCAGGCAGAAUUCACCCUGAGUGCUGUGACCUCUGCUGUCUCAGGGAGCUACAGGUGCUAUGGUUCUCAAAACUCAUCACUAUACCUGUUGUCAUAUGCCAGUGCUCCUGUGGAGCUCAUCGUUUCAGGUGAGCAUCUAACCCUCAUCCUUUCCUUGUUCUGUUUCCUAGGACCCACUGAAGCAACCAGCCUGCCACCAUCGAAGUCCCUGCCACCAUCGAAGCCCAUGCCAACACCUGGACUGGAAAACUGCCUAAUGGCUCUGGUUGGAGUGUCUGUGACCUUCCUCUUGUUAUCAUUCAUCCUCAUCUUCCUCCUUCUCCCACAAAGGCAACAGGGAAAAUUCAGGAAGGAAGCCAAGAAAGAGACAGAAUUCCAGGUUCCUGCAGGAGCUGCAGAGCUAAUAACCAGAGAUAGGGGCCCCCAGGAGAGAUCAAACAGAGCUGCUGCCACCGAGGAAGAAGGCCUUUAUGCUUCAGUGGAGGACAUACAACUUGAGGAUGGUGUGGAACUGAACAGUUGGUCUUUACAGACUGAAACCAAGAUUCCUAGAAAAGAGGCUGAAAACCGAAGGAAGGGCACGACCAUCUUGGAUGAUAAGUUUCAGUCAGUUGAGGUAAUUUCAAAAACAAUUCAGACGGACACCAACCUCAAGAAAGAGUUUGGAGUUCUCAAGGAAGAGACUAGAUCUUUGUCUAAUAUGACUCGAUCAAGUGAGCGAAAUUUUGAGAAGGUACAGUCUAAUAUUAAUUCAUUGAAAGGGAGCUUCGCUGUUCUGGAGGAGGUAACAGCUGAUUUGGCUCAUAAAAUCCAGUCCAUGACUGAACAAGCUCUUUCUGAUGACCACCUCUUAUCCAUAUGUGCCACAGCAGCUUUAAAGGCUUAG